Messenger RNA from Leucoraja erinaceus (little skate), 8977 nucleotides. Its product is annotated as receptor tyrosine-protein kinase erbB-4-like. The coding region runs from base 342 to 4076 and encodes 1244 amino acids. The transcript has 28 exons. The record is from RefSeq and is a predicted model, not a curated record. Gene Ontology annotation, molecular function: neuregulin receptor activity; ATP binding; protein tyrosine kinase activity. Gene Ontology annotation, biological process: nervous system development; protein phosphorylation; positive regulation of kinase activity. Gene Ontology annotation, cellular component: basal plasma membrane; signaling receptor complex. NCBI's taxonomy places the organism in Eukaryota, Metazoa, Chordata, Chondrichthyes, Rajiformes, Rajidae.
ACUUUAAACACAAUCUGGUUGAUGUUCGGUUCCUUAAAUGUGUUCAAAUAAAAACGCUGCGUGCAUCUUGGGCAUCAGUGUGGCUUCUCACCUUCCUGGUGAUGUGAUUUGGCUUCAGAAGGUGGAGCCAACCCCAUGUGUCAUAUCAGCGAGAAACUGCCGAGAGCGGAGCGCAGAGCAACAAGUCGACUAGCAAUCAGAAAGUUUGACUGAAAACAUUCUCAACAUUUCCAAACGAUUUAACAAUCUCGUGGGUUUUAUUUAAUUUUAAAAAGUACAAGUCAUGGAGCUAAUUUGAUAGAAGUGACUCAAGGAUACGAAGCCAAUCUGGAAGGGAGAAGAUGGACAUUGUGCAGGUGUUGGGCAUAUACUUGCUCUGGGUUCUGCGUGGCGUUGCCUCUCAGUCAGUGUGUGCAGGCACGGAAAACAAGCUGAGUUCACUCUCUGGCCAAGAACAGCAAUACCAGCAGCUGCUGAAGAUGUACACCGACUGUGAGAUAGUGAUGGGAAACUUGGAAAUCACUAACAUUUUUGCCAAUCGAAACCUCACCUUCCUCAAGUCAAUCCGGGAGGUCACUGGUUACCUGCUUGUGGCUCUGAAUCAAUUUGAAUACCUUCCUCUGGAAAACCUGCGAAUUAUCCGUGGUACGACGCUCUACGAUGGCAAGUAUGCACUGUCGUUGAUCCUCAACUACAGGAAAGAUGGAGUUCAUGGGCUGAAGCAGCUUGGUUUUAAACACCUGACAGAGAUUCUGGUGGGAGGUGUAUACCUAGAAUCCAACAAGUUUCUGUGCCACACAGAGUCCAUCGAUUGGGCUGACAUCCUGCAAAACCCAAAUGAGAGAAUGGACUUCAAUGAGACAAAGGAUGCUGCCAAAGGCUGCUCCCAGUGCCAUGCAUCCUGUAAAGGACAUUGUUGGGGCCCUGGCGAGGCUGACUGUCAGAACUUGACUAAAUCAGUGUGUGCUCCUCAGUGUAAUGGCCGAUGCUUUGGACAACACAACCCCAGCAAGUGUUGCCACGGCGAGUGUGCUGGUGGGUGCUCUGGCCCCAAAGAAAACAACUGCUUUGCGUGCAAAUGGUUCAAUGACAGCAACGCGUGUGUUCCAGUCUGUCCACAACCGUUAAUUUAUAACAAGCAGUCCUAUCAGCUUGAGCGCAACCCAGACACCAAGUACAUGUAUGGAGCUUUCUGCGUGAAAAGCUGCCCUGCAAACUUCAUUGUGGACCAGAGCUCAUGUGUCCGUGCCUGCCCCAGUGACAAAAUGGAAGUUGAGAAAAAUGGAGUAAAGAUGUGUGAACCAUGUGAUGGCCUGUGCCCAAAAGCAUGCGAAGGGACUGGGACUGGAGCUGGCAAUCGAUACCAGACUGUGGAUUCAAACAACAUUGACCAGUUCAUUAACUGCACCAAGAUCACCGGCAACCUUGACUUUCUCAUCACUGGUCUCGAAGGGGACCCGUACCACAAAAUUGCACGUCUAGAUCCAGAAAAGCUGAAGAUAUUUCAAACUGUCCAGGAGAUAACAGGUUACUUGAAUAUUCAGUCCUGGCCAGAAAGCCUGAAGAAUUUAAGUGUCUUUUCCAAUCUGACUACUAUUGGAGGAAGGACGCUCUACAUCCGUGGCCUGUCUCUGAUGAUCAUGAAGCUUCCGCACGUGACAUCCCUUGGGUUUCAAUCACUGAUGGAAAUCGGCGCUGGGAGGGUGUAUGUGGCCUUCAAUAAGCAGCUCUGCUACUACAACACGCUGAACUGGACAGUGCUGUACCGUCGGAAGACUCCCGCCCCUCCUCCCAUCAUCAAAGAAAACAAGCAAGGGAGACUGUGCAGGAGCGAAAAGAAGGUGUGUGAUCCCCUGUGUUCCUCUGAUGGUUGCUGGGGACCAGGCCCCAGCCAGUGUUUGUCCUGUGCCUUCUAUAGUCGUAGUGGAACCUGUGUGAAAAGCUGCCGAUUCCAGGAAGGAUCCCAGCGAGAGUAUGCUGAUGGCUCCACGUGCAUGCUAUGUCACCCAGAGUGCAGGAAGAUCAAGGGAGGACCCACCUGCAAUGGAACGGGACCUGCUCACUGUUUUCGAUGUGCUCAUUACAAAGAUGGACCCAACUGUGUGCGGAAAUGCCCGGAAGGAAUCCAGGGAGAGAGGGGUCUCAUCUUCAAAUACCCAGACAAAAACAAAGAAUGCAAGUCCUGCCAUGAGAACUGCACACAGGGGUGCCGAGGUUCUGACGCAGCGGAUUGUGGUGAAGUUGUCCAUAGACAAAUCCCUCAGAUUGUAGCAUCAGUUGUUGGAGGACUGAUGGCUGUGAUGCUUGUGGUGCUGCUGGCUGUCGUUUACUGGAGAAGGCAGAUCAUUCGGAAAAAGAGGGCAAUGCGGCGAUAUCUGGAGACAGAGAUGCUUGAUCCCCUUGAUCCCAGCGCCGACUCACCCAAUCAGGUGAACACACGGAUUCUGAAGGAGACGGAACUGCGGAAAGUUAAGGUGCUGGGGUCUGGAGUAUUCGGAACGGUGUACAAGGGUCUCUGGAUCCCUGAGGGUGAGUCCGUAAAGAUUCCAGUGGCCAUCAAGGUCUUACAGGAGGAGCAUUGCUCUGAGACUUCAAGGACUGUAAAUGAGGAGAUGUUGAUGGUGGGCAGUCUGGAUCACCAUCAUGUCCUGCGGCUUCUUGGAAUCUGCCCCGGAGCCCCACUCCAGAUAGUCACACAGCUCCUGCCACUUGGCUCUCUCCUUGAGUACCUCCACAAGAACAAGGAUAACAUCCAGUCCCAAAAGCUUCUCAACUGGUGUGUUCAGAUUGCCAAGGGUAUGAGAUACCUGGAGGAGAAGAAGAUGAUUCAUCGGAACCUGGCUGCCAGAAAUGUACUUGUGAAAUCACCUAGUCAUGUUCAGAUCACGGACUUUGGCAUCACCAACCUCUUGGCAUUAGACGAGAAAAAGUAUUUCUUUGAUGAAGUUAAGAUGCCCAUUAAAUGGAUGGCACUAGAGAGCAUCCACUUUAGAAGAUACACCCACCAAAGUGAUGUGUGGAGUUAUGGUGUCACAAUAUGGGAGCUGAUGACAUUUGGUAGUAAACCGUACGAGGGCAUUGCUGUUCGUGAGGUCCCCGGUCUCUUGGAGAAAGGUGAACGUUUGCCUCAGCCUCAGAUCUGUACCAUUGAUGUCUACAUGGUGAUGGUGAAAUGUUGGAUGAUUGACGAAGACAGUCGCCCAACAUUCAAAGAACUUGGUGCAGAAUUUUCUCGAAUGGCCCGGGAUCCAGCUCGAUAUUUGGUUAUUGAGGGUGAUGACAGGGCUAACAAUACAUACGUUAGUGACCAAAGGACCCUGCAUGAAUAUGAGGAAGACCUUGUGGAUUGUGAUGAUCUGGAUGAAGAUUUGAUGGAGACCACACUGGAUAACCCAUCAUCUGGUGUAGUACGGCUGAGGAUUGAAUCAACCAGGAGCAACAGUUUACCAGCUGCGUAUAUGCCAAUGAAUGGCAUUGGUCAAGAUGGCUCUCGGCAGACUGGGAUGAAGAAUGGAGACCUGGGAUCAAAACGCUCACUGAGGACACGGAAUGAAUCUACGACGCGGACUAUCUCGGAGUCAUCGGAGGGUCGAGGUACAGCAUCCUCAAUUGAUCUGUAUGAAGAGAUAUCUUUGAAUGGGACACUCCAGCUCCGUGGCCACCGCUCGCGAGACAGCAGUGCACGUUUCUCCAAUGGCACAAACAUGAUGAUUUCCCCGUCUGAUGAAGCAGAGGUGGACAUUAAUGGCUAUGUGAUGCCAGAACAAAAAAACACUACUACUGAGGACCUGAAACCUGCCAACGAAGCAGAUCCCUUAAUCAGUAAAGCCGGUGAUGUGAAUACCACCCAGUCACCUGAGAAUCGGAAGGAAUCGGACUCAAAACCCAGUGAUAACCAGGAAUAUGAGUACAUGAACAAACGAGCCUACCUCAAUGGCUGUGUGAGCAUUGUGCAGAACCCAGAAUACCUGGAUGACAGUACGGUGUUUAUAACUGAGGCGGACAUCCAUGCCUUUGAUAAUCCAGACUACUGGCACAAUAGUCUGCCAGCAAAGUCAGAAAUAAAAAGGACAUAGAGGAUCACCUUCAGGGUUCUAUCUAGAUACCUGGCAACUCAACAACAAGCAAAGGGUUUAUUUUUGAACUUUGGAAGGUGAGGGGAGGGUGGGGAUAGGGUGAGAAUGGGUGACUCUUGAUCUCAUAGUCAGAAAACUGACAAUCUAACUGGAGGAAAUGACUAGUUUACUAAUGCCUUUGUAUGUGUGUGUCAUCCAAUUUGCGUCAGUCAUGAUAAAUACACACACACACACACACACAGGAUGUAACACUCCAAUCUCCUGCCGUUGAUGUCCAGUACAAAGGAGGGAGGGGUGGUUUAAUGCCGUGCCUUUCCAGCAGAAACUGUUUUAUGCUGUUCCUUCAAAGCAAAAAGCAAGAGGAACCUAGGUCUCUCAAAUGGAAGUAUCCCCUGGUCGUUGAUAAUAACCAGGCAAUGGUACUGUCCCUUGCAGCACAUGCAGUUUUAAUAUUGGACCUGUCAGAUAUUUGGGAAGGAGGCAGACGAGGCAAAACAAAAAAACUGGGAGUGCAAAAACCAUUGCCUUUUACGGACUACAUCUUUGGACUAUUGAUUCCAAUGGUACAUUGCUUAUUAUACAGCUGGAGAAUUGCCACUGGUCACUAUUAAUGAACAAAGAGAACUUUGUAGCACAAAGGGGUAAUUGCACCAAAUAGUGUACUCGAGUGGGCAGAAUGAAGUAUAAUUUUAUUUCCCAUUCAUAAUAUUUGCUCUUUGAGACACUUGAAGAUUGAGAGGCCUGAAUUGGCAUUGAUUGGCCUGUUAAUCUGGUUCAGUGGUGAAAGGCAACAAUUUGUUUUUCAAGGCAGCUAAAGGAUUGUGAUAAGAGGUUAAUGCCUAGAAAUCGGGCAUCAAUAUUCUUAUUUCUGUAAUUACUUGUGGAAUUGUUUUUUUUAAAAUAUUUUUUAAAUGCUCUGAUCUGAAAUAUAAUUUCUCAAAACCUUUGAUUACCACCAUCUUACACAAGGUUGUUAAAAGAACUUGGCUGAGGCACAUGUAUGUGGGGGAGAGAAAAAUAUCAGUUCUGGGAUGGAGGGAAAUAUAAUCUAUGCUCAAAAAUGAUUGAGGGAAGUGGUAUAGAAAGAAGGAACUCCCCCUUCACCCUAGUCUCCAGUCAUGGCUUUGCUCAACUACCGGUUAGGUUAGUUAGACUAACUACCAGUCAGGCUGAGCCUUUCCAUGAGCCAUGUAAAAUUGGGAAGAGCAGUAUGUUUUCAGUCAAGUUACGCAAUCAUUACAAUAAAAUAUUCUGAAAGUAAAGGACACUAAAAGAGAAAGGAGAUGUGGGUCCGUGAAAUCCAGAAGGAAUGAUUCUUUUGCCAGAUUUGCUGAGAGCUUUGGUGCUUUGAGUAUUGAUGAACCAAACAUUAGCCUGACUGCCGACAAAAUAAAUACCUGGAACAUUCAGACAGCACUCUGUGGUAUAUCAUGGGUAGGAAGAAGCUUAAAUCUUUAUCUUCAAUUGCUUACUUUGAUCUGUAAAAUAUGACAAUAGAUUUGGGCAUUUUUUUGUAAGUUGAAGUUCAUGUUUGGAAAAUUGAAUUUGCUCCUUCAGUUAUGUUCUACUUGAGCAGUGUUUCUAAGUAACUCAUUAAGAGAAGCCAUCAUGACAUCAUAUUAUGCAAUGGCUUCACUACCUUCAACUCCCCAUCCCACCACCAAGCAAAUCAUCCUUUAUUGUUGCAACUCAUACCAGGAGGAAGAAUAGUGAGAGAAAUUAUUUGUUUUAUCUGUAUAUAAAUGCCGAGCCAAGAUACUUGAACAUAAUGAUGUGUGAUCAGUACUUUGAUUAAUUAACUCUGAAGAGUACAACAGAUCACAAGGCAUUGCUCCAAGGACCUAUCGUGGAUAUUUGUAGAAUUUUGUGAAUUAGUUGCUAUACUGUAUUUUGUUUUGUAUUUUUGCCUUUUUCAAAUGAAGCAGCAGUGAAGAGUUUAUGAGCCAAAUAAUGUCAGACUCCUUUUGGUGUUACUUGAUGCAGAUUCCCAGAACAAUUCAGUGAUCAAAUUUAUUACCUAUCUAUUCAUCUCUGAUAUCAUUUUUAUAUGUGUGUGUGUAUAUAUAUAUGAAUCCCUUUUUGUUAAGGCUUAUGGGAUAUGAUUUCCUCUGGUAUACACACUAAUGACCAUUCUUUGUAUGAAAAAGGGGGUUAUUGUUUAUGGACCAACAGCUUAUUCUUUUCUCGCCUUGUGUCUUGCAUACUUUUACCAGCAUGGUUGGAGGUGGGUGAGGAGCAGGGAGAUGGGUGGCAGGAAGGGCUUGUCACAAUGGAAUAAGCACUGAUAAAUCUGGCGUGUGUACUUCUCCACUUGCCAGCCCAGGGCUCCUAGUGCUUUGGAUGAGAUUGGCUUAUUCAGAUUUAGCUCUUGUGAUCUUCAUGACAUUUGUGGUUUUAUUCACCAAACUGUUUGAGGAGCAAACAUCUUUUGUUAACCAUUUCUUCUCCCAUUCUCCUGAAAAUGCUCACUGUUGGUUUGGCGAUCAGGUUCACAGGAAUUUGAAGUCCUCAGCACCUUGCUCAAACCUCUUUUUGUUUUUAUGUCUGAGGACAGAUGGGGCAGCGUAUAUGCAAGUCAUGUGGCCUAGAAAAUCUUUUGCAUAAUGCAACAUUUUUGUGCCCUGCACUGUAUAAAAGUGUGCAAACCCAAAAUGAUACUGUGCAAGCCUCACUCACUGAAGCAGGUCUUGAAUGGAGGGUGAAGGCAUUCUUCAAUUUUAAGCAGCACCGCCGAAGAGCUGCUGCCUCACAUCACCAGAGAGCCGGGUUUGAUUCUGACUUCUAGUAUUGCACAUUCUCCCAAGUAACUUGUGUGAGUUUCCCUUGGGUGCUCCGGUUUCCUCCCACACCUCAAAGACGUGCGGGUUUGUAGGUUAAUUGGCAUCUUCAAAAUUGCCCCUCAUGUGUAAGGCGUGAAGGCAUUAGUGGGAUAACAUGGGAACUAAUGUCAAUGGUCGUCACGGACUUGGUGGGCCGAAGGGCCUGUUACCAUACUGUAUCUUUCAAUCAACCCAAGCCUGGCCUUACCUAGUUGCCUCUAGAUGGUCAUAGAAUUAUACAACGCCCCUCUUCACUAGUCCCACCUGCCUGCAUUUGGCCCUUAUCCCUCUAAACCUAUUCUAUCCAUGUACCAGUCUGAAUGUUUCUUAAAUGUUGCGAUAGUACCUGCCUCAACUACCUCCGCCACAGCUCGUUCCAUACCACUACCAACCUUUGUGUUUAAAAAAUAAAAAAUAAAAAAGUCACCCCUCGGGUUCCUAUUAAAUCUCUUCCCCUUCACCUUAAAUCUAUGUCCUCUGGUUCUUGAUUCCCCUGGGCAAAAGACUGCAUUUACCCGAUCUAUUCCUCUUAUGAUUUUGUACAUCUCUAUAAGAUUACCCAUCAUCCUCCAACGCUCCUAGGAAUAAAAGUCCUUGCCUGCUCAACCUCUCCCUAUUGCACAGGCCCUUGAGUCGUGGCAACAUCCUCAUAAAUCUUCUCUGCGCCCUUUUCCAUCUUGACAACAUCUUUCCUACAGCCUGGUGUAGGAAAGCUGAACAUAAUACUCUAAACAUGGCCUCACCAAUGUUUUAUACAUUGGAGUCUAAAGUAUCCACCUUCCAGAUUGGUGCACUUUCUUCAAUUAUUGCUGCCUUCCCACCAAUCCCCUCCCCACUGCUGCAAAGACCCUUGGGGCCUGUGCUCAGUACAGCGACUCUGAUCAAAUCCUGCCUCUGAACAUGCCCACCUUUAAUUUGUCCUAGCCUGCUCAACCUCUCCCACCACCUGUUGUCUGACUUGCUACCUGCGUCAUGUCCACUCUGCUUAAUUGAGAGUUUGCAGUGGAAAGGCCAUUGUAUGACUUUCCUAGUGAAAAGCCGAUUCUACUAUGGGUGAUAGAAUAUUGCUGCCUGGGGAGCGCACACAAAACUCACACAGGUCUUUGCACAGUGCCACUUUAGUGCACAUUUUCAGGGAUGUUACUACUGCUUGGAAUCUGUAUGUACACCAAUCAACCCACUGAUAUUUCCUGGACUCUCACAUGAAGAAAAGCUGAAUGAAGGGCAACUGAAUCUGUGCCCCAAGACUGGCAGUGCCUUCAGAGGGGGUUACAAUGGAGAAGGGAAAACUAUUUUAUUUAAUAAAAGAGUGCCUUUGUUGCUGCUUGAGAACUGUAACAAGUUUCAGAGGGUUAUUUCAUGUAGAAUUAACCCUGUGAUUACUUCAAACCAAUCGUCUCUUGAAGUACUCAAAUUCUAAUACCUACAGGACUGACAUAUUUUCAUUUUCUGGCACUACAGUGCUUAAUAUAUUAUGUUGACUGGAAUGAAGAAAACCGUGGUAAAAUAAAACUUUUAAUUUUCUAUUUUUUAAAGAUUUAUCAGGAUUAAUGUGAUUAUGUUUUACACAGUAUGCGUUUGUGACCGAAGACUUGCUGAGUAUUAAAUACAAAGAUGAUUGUAGUGUAAAAUAGGGGAGACGAGUAUAUGUCGCUUCUUGUUUAGUUUCUUAAUUGCUAUUGUACUUAGUGCUGUUUUUACGGAAUCUCGGGGAACUGGUUGGAAGCUGUACAGCCCCUUGUGUAAAAUUAAAAUAAAUAUUUGUGUAAAAAAAAUCUGCACUCAUCUUGUGAGAUUGAGCUCAAAGUUUUGAUCAACAAGAAAACCAUAAUGUUUUUACUUUUGCUUGUCUUCUCUUAACUGUUAAGAGUAAGAAUGUUUUGCACAGCAGGAACAUCUUCACAACACAGAUUAAGCUUCCCCUUUAACCCUUGUGUUGAAGAAGUGAUCAAAUCGAUGUGUUCUCGGUAAAGGGAUUAGUGAGGGUACAUGCCUAGACACUAUAUUUCCUCUGGUGGAGGAUUUAGAACUGGAGCUUUCAGGGGUGAAUUGGAAAAUAAUUCUUCACACAAAGGUCAGUGA